Molecule: messenger RNA, 4307 nt
Organism: Sphaerodactylus townsendi
Lineage: Eukaryota; Metazoa; Chordata; Lepidosauria; Squamata; Sphaerodactylidae
Gene: FIBCD1
Product: fibrinogen C domain containing 1
Exons: 7
Coding region: 156-1538 (460 amino acids)
Source: RefSeq, a predicted model, not a curated record
GGGAGCGCGCCGGAGCCCGCCCGCCAGAGGAUCUGCUCAGCAGCAGCAGCAGGAGCCACUCGAUCCCCGCCGGGAAGGAGCUACCGGAUCGCGCCCGCCGGGCCGCACUUGGGGGGCGCCCGCAGCCUGCAGCCGCCGGCCGGCCGGGCGGGACGAUGGCGAGCGAGCGCUGGAAGCACGUGGGGGGCGCCGCGCAACUCGAAGCCGGCCCGCAGGAGAAGGGCCAGAGAAUGAGCUGUGGUUAUAUCCUAUGCACAGUCCUGCUGUCUGUGGCCGUUCUCUUAGCUGUGACUGUCACUGGCGCGAUUCUCUUCAUGAACCAAUACCACACACCCGUCACAGAAUCCCCACCCGUCAUCAGCACCAAUCCGGACGAGGCCAAUGCCUUGGUGACCAUCGAGAAAGCCGACAGCUCCCGCAUCAACAUAUUCAUUGACCCCAAUUGCCCAGAUCAAGUCAACGACUUAGCCCGUCUGGAAGGCCUCCAAUCUUCACUCCUGAGGACUGUGACCGACCACGAUGCUGAAACAAAGUCGUCGAAGGGGCAGGAGCGGGCCUUGUUGGUCGGCUUGACGGACGAAGUUUCCAAGUUACUUACCCACGCCACUCAGUUACGAGUGGACUGCGACAGCCUGAAGAAGGGGCACAGUGCCAUGGGGCAGGAGCUGAACGCCCUGCAGAGUGAGCAAGGCCGCCUCAUACAGUUGCUUUCGGAGAGCCAGACCAACAUGGCAAGGCUGGUCAGCUCCGUCAGUGAUAUUCUGGACACCUUGCAGAAGGACCGCAGCGUGAUCCGGCCUCGCGUCAAGGCUGAUCUUCAGAAAGCCCCGACCAGAAGUGCCCGGCCAAAGGGAUGUGCCAAUGGCUCCCGGCCCCGGGACUGCUUUGACAUCUACGCGAGCGGACAACAAGAGGACGGCGUCUAUUCAGUCUUCCCCACUCACUAUCCCGAAGGCUUCCAGGUCUACUGUGACAUGACGACCGACAGCGGAGGAUGGGCGGUCUUCCAGCGGCGUGAAGAUGGCUCUGUGAAUUUUUUCCGUGGAUGGGAAGCUUAUCGGGAUGGAUUUGGGAAGCUCACUGGAGAGCAUUGGCUAGGCCUGAAGCGCAUCCAUGCCUUGACCACACAAGCCAGCUACGAGCUCCGCAUUGACCUGGAAGACUUUGAUAACGGCACCGCCUACGCCCAUUACGGAACCUUUGCUGUGGGUCUGUUCUCGGUUGACCCCGAGGAAGAUGGCUACCCAAUCCACAUUGCUGAUUAUUCAGGGACUGCAGGAGACUCCUUCCUGAAGCACAAUGGCAUGAAAUUCACUACCAAAGACCUGGACAAUGACCACUCGGAGAACAACUGUGCGGCCUUCUACCACGGGGCCUGGUGGUACCGCAACUGCCACACCUCCAACCUGAACGGGCAGUACCUCAAGGGUCAUCACAGCUCCUACGCGGAUGGCAUUGAGUGGUCUUCAUGGACAGGCUGGCAGUACUCCCUCAAAUUUACUGAAAUGAAGAUCCGGCCCCUCCGAGAUGAAAAUUAAGUCCCCUUUACCCACCACUCCCCUCCUCUACCCCACCCAGCCCAGCCCCCUGUAACUUAGUGGUGUUUUGUUGAGAGUCUGGGGCAGCAGGAACCAAACAUUCCCCCCAACAAUGAUGUUCUUCUAAUGCUUCAGAAGUUCCUUCAGCGAGUACAGUUGGCUUUUGGAUAAGGCACAGUCUCUACCUCUUUUUCCCAAUUCCAAACCAGGUUCCUUUUAAACCAGUAACUCUCCCAUGUAAAGACACAAGCAAGAAUACCAGAGAAGGACCAGGUAUGCAACAGGUGAGAUUUUUACCCUGGCCUCAAGGCACAGUUUUUAAAAGAGUUGCUUUGAUACCCAAAGAAAAUCUGCCCUGUGAUGCUUGUGUUCCGUUUGGUCUGAGCACAUCCAAGAAUCAGCAGGCAGAGAGGUUUGCUGCAACACCCUAUGUAACAAGUCCCCGAAAAGGGAGAUAUCCAGGCCUCAAGGAAGGAAGGACGAUCUAUUGACAUUCUACUAGGACCAGAAAUCUGUUAAAGCAAAGCUAAGAUAGAAUAUCUGCUGGAGAUCGUACAGCACACAUUGAUACAAAGAGAUGCCUGCAUUAAAUGAGGAACAUUUGCCUUGUCCAUCAGAAGAUGUUACGUUUCAUGCCACUCAGUGACUGGGGAAGGAGCCAACGUUUGGGUUUUCAAGAGAAAGGCUUGGGUGGCUCGGGUGAAAGAGGUGCAAUUGGGACCCUGGAGGCAAAGAUUCCAUCCUGGUGUACAAAACGGCCGAAGAUCUGACCACUGCAGUUCGAGGAAAUUUACCUGCAGCUCCUCUCAGCUGAGCUUAAGCACAAGAAGCAAACUGCCUUACGUUUAGGCCUCCUAGCAGGUGAGAGAUGGGAGCAGAGGACAUUCAACGGAGCCAGGAUGUGUUGAGCUGACAGGAGGACUGCCGGGGUCUGUAUUCUCAGUAGCUGCUAGGAUAGGAGGUCACACAGACAUGUGUUUUCCCAGAAGACAGACAUUUCCCUGGGCAGUCCCUGCAGAAUCAAGCCCCCACCGAAGGAGGCUGAAAUGGAGUCCCGACAGCAGCAGCCAAGGGCUGGCACAAAGGCAGGACUGAGGCAGGGGCAGAGUCCCGCAAGCUCCCAGUGCCACCAAACUCUGUUCCUUCUGCCUCCCAUUCAACGAGGACAAAACCCUCAGCCCCAGUUGUUGCAGUGGGUGUCCAGCAAACCCCAUGGCAUUUCACAGCAGCUGGACAAACAGGUUUUCUAAGGCUCCUUUGUUUCAACAAAAUGACCACUCACUUGAUCAAUCAAUUGCCCCCCACCCCCAAUUCCAGGGAUUGGGUUGUUCCCUCACACUCAAUGCAUGCCACUGCUGUUUCCCUGCCUAUAUGGAAGGUGGAAAUCAUAUCCAGGCACCUGGUAAAACAGACAGAUGUGCAUGGCUGUUGGGACCUUGGGUUGCCAACUUCCAGGUGAUGAUUGGAUUACAACUGAUCUCCAAACCGUUUGGAGAAAAUGGCUGCUUUGGAAGAUCGAUUCUAUAGCGUUACACCCCCUUGAAGUUCCUCCCCUCCCGAAACCCUGCCCUCCUCCAGCCCCCGGGUCAUAAGGACUUUUCCCAACACAGAGCUGAGUGCCCUUCACCCUCUUCCCUAAUGGAGAUGUUAACUCCACAGUUUCCAGGAGUGGCAAAGAGGCUGCUUUUAACAGGCUGUCCGGGGGGGGGGGGAGAGAGAGAGAGAGAAAGAGAGAGCAAGUAGCUUUAGUAUGCCUUGCAGCUGCAUUUUGGAUUUGCUAUCAACCCUGCUUCCAAACCUGCUUUGUCUUUGCUGCCUUUGUGGCUCUUCACCGCCUCCCCAUCACAUUCAUUCAGCAUCCAGACUUUAUAAACGACCAUGGUCAGCUUGCAAAGGUCAAUGAGUAGAGCUGCUCCAGAGGAGAGGGGGCGCGGCUGCCAAGCAGUCCAGCUGCUCUGCAACGCUAUCAGAAGGUGCUGGAAUCCAUUUCCAUGAAGCUAGUAGAGAUGCCCUCCCCAAGGAAAGCUGGAUGCUACCAGAAUCAAGACCACGCCCCUUGAAGCAGCCCUUUGCAGGUUUUGGCAGCAGUGGAGGAAAUACAGGUGAGAACGCCCAGCUCCUGUCUGUCGAAUACAGCCGGGUUCCAAAUUGCUCUCCAGUCAAUUGAGAGUGCAGCCCUCAUUUCUAACCUCUCCCAUGGCUGACCUGGCUCACUGUGGAGGGGCUGAACUUCCUUCUGGGCUGGAAUAUACACACCAAACUGCACCCUGACAGUGGCAUUCCUCCCAUCUCCCAGAGGAUGAGUUUCUGUGGACUAAUUCCUGUCAGAAAUGAGCUGUGGAUUCCUUCCAGUCCCAUUAGGAGUGGCCAAAGCAAUCAAGACAGCUGAUGACCUUUAGGUUGCUGAUAAUGCCAGCAUCGCCUCUUACAUCUCUGAGUUGCCCUGGUGGGUGCUGCAUGUGUGCCAGAAGCAGCAGCGUGGGUUUUGCAGAAUGGCCUGCUCUCUUGAAGAACUGUUGUGCAGCACACAAUGCGGGGGAAACAGGGUUGCCAAUGAGGUUUCAAAGAAGUGCUGCCGUCCCCAUCUGUGUGCCUGGUUGUAAAGUGACUGCAGGUUCUCUUGUCCUCCUGCCAGAGAGGUAUUUAGCAGACCAAGCUGUUCUCCAUCAAGCCCAGAUGUUCAGGAACAGGACGCUGGCCCAGGUUUGCGGCGGCUGAUUCCCUACAGUGUUUAGGGAACAAAGCCAUCUUCAGUUCUGCAGAAAACGA